AUGGAGGUCGCUGAAAGCUUUUGGUCUGGAGAUGGACCGAUACAAGCCGGCUUUGAACACAAUAAGACUUUCACUACCAACAAGUACCGCGCCCUCGCCUAUGUGAUUCCCAUGAUCGCUUUUGGUUUCCUUGGCAUCGAAACCGUCGCCGUAACCGCAUUCGAAGCACGCACAUCUCACUCUUUAAGGCUUCCAUCUCAGUCAAUCGCUUACAUUGUACUUUUGCUAUACUUUUUAUGUCUACUUGGACAGUGCCUCAACGUCUCAUGGCAAAAUGGGCAUCUCCCAUUGAUCUAUGCCGGCAUAGGGGACGAUGCAAGAGAUACUAAAAACCUCAAGGAUCCGACCUCCAGCAGUCUCGCCAUAAUUGCGCUCUGGAACUAUGGGCAAAAAGGUUUAGCAGGGUUUUUGAAUGGUGCCAUGAUCUUUAGCGUCAUAUCAGCUGGUAAUACCUCACUCUACGUCGCAUCGCGAACACUUUACGGUAUCGCGAGGGAUGUGCCGACAACGAACUGGCUGGGUAGGUUCUUGCAUAGCUUUUCUGUGGUAGUGCCAAAGACUGGAGUCCCAGCUCGUGCCCUGGUUUUCUCAGCAGUCGCGUUUAUAUGGUUGCCAUUUCUCAGUCUGAAAGGCGGAUAUGCAGUACAAUAUGUCAUCGAGAUAUUCCAGAUUUCUGCGAGUGUCAGCUGCCUGAUUGUCUGGGCUGCCAUAUCUUUUGCGUAUUUGCGCUACUACAUCUGGCUCAAACGCUGCGACAAGAAUCUUGUCGACAAGUACCAACAAUUCGAUCGUAGCGACGGCUCUUACCGACCAUUCACGGUACUUGCUUUCCUACAACCGCUUCCUGCCAUCGCUGCAAUUGCAGGCUGUGUUAUCGUCUUCGCUUUCUGCAGCGCGACAUGGUGGGAUAAAGAUGUCACAUUUUCAAAAGUCGCGAUUGGCUACGCGAGCCCCAUCAUCUUCUUUGUGCUAUUCGUCAUCUUCAAGCUUAUCAAUCGCCGGAUGUGGGUUCGUACAAGCGAUGACUUUGUCGCUCUUUCGAAGACGCUGGAUAGGCUAAAGUGGUAUAAAACGGACGAACUUGAUCUUAAUCGGCAAACUCAACGAGAGGAGGAAAUGAGAGUACUUGAUCUGCCGUAG
Bipolaris sorokiniana ND90Pr is the source of this 1140-nucleotide messenger RNA. RefSeq lists its product as uncharacterized. Gene Ontology annotation, cellular component: membrane. The record is from RefSeq and is a predicted model, not a curated record. Bases 1 to 1140 code for a protein of 379 amino acids. Gene Ontology annotation, biological process: amino acid transmembrane transport. The transcript has 6 exons. Gene Ontology annotation, molecular function: amino acid transmembrane transporter activity. NCBI's taxonomy places the organism in Eukaryota, Fungi, Ascomycota, Dothideomycetes, Pleosporales, Pleosporaceae.